Messenger RNA from Musca domestica (house fly), 2399 nucleotides. Its product is annotated as ribonuclease Oy. The coding region runs from base 771 to 1775 and encodes 334 amino acids. Gene Ontology annotation, cellular component: extracellular region. The record is from RefSeq and is a predicted model, not a curated record. The transcript is spliced from 2 exons. Gene Ontology annotation, molecular function: ribonuclease T2 activity; RNA binding. NCBI's taxonomy places the organism in Eukaryota, Metazoa, Arthropoda, Insecta, Diptera, Muscidae. Gene Ontology annotation, biological process: RNA catabolic process.
UGCAAACACACACACAACCACACACCUAUAGCAUUUGAAAACAGCAAAACACGCUACGCCACAAGCUGAAGAGGCAAUGCCAGAACGACGACAAAUAACAACACUCGAACCAAACAUUAAAAAGGAAAGAGGAAACCAAAUCAAAAAGAGACUGUCCGCUUGUAGUAUUUGAUUGUUUGUCUCACAGAAAAACUGCAAAAAAUAAUAAUACCUACCUAUAAUAAAAUAUAAAAAAAUGUAACAACAAAAAAGACUGCAUCACCACAAAACCAAAUCCAUGUUAUUGUCGUACGAGAGUCUCUCUGUGUGUGUGUCAACAUUUAAAUUAUUUCAAACAAAUAAAGCAAACAAAAAAAGAGAAAAAAGAUUUCCAUGGGCUAAUAUGAUAAUCGUGGCCGUAUUAACGAAAGAAAAAACGUCAUUUCAACAAAAUAUCUAGAAUACGAACGAAAAGUGCUUAAAUCAAUUCGAAAACAAUGUCCGCAGAAGAUAUCAAAAUCGUGAAGAAAAAUAACAUAUCUUGAAGGAGAUUGUGAAGAAAAUAAAAGUGAAUCAAAAACCCAAUUCAUCCAAAAAAAACAACCUUGAAAAAAAAAACAUACAAAGAAUAAGACAAACAUAGAUAGAAAGAAAGAUAAAUGCUUCGUUGUUAAAUAAACGCAUUUUUCCGAAACGAAAAAUAGCAGCAACAACAACCACAAAUAAAAAUUGGAGAAAAUUCCCUCAAUAAAUUUCCAACGCAUUGGGCUACUGCUGUUGGUUCGGUGAAAAUGUCUCAGAGAUUUUGCAAAAUUUUCCUGACUUGCUGUGCAAUUUCAACAUUUGCCACGGUGUACAGCGCCGCGACACCUGACAGUGAUGAACUAGCAGAGCUACAGUUUCCCAAUGAGGACGCUCUAAAACGCAUCGAAGAGGUGAAACAAAAUAUAUUCUUCUCAGAUGAAUUGAGUUCCUCCGAAUAUCAUGAUGAUCUCGAUAUUGAAAUGGGUCUAUUGGAAAAUGGCGGCAAUUAUGAGUGGGAUCUUUUGAUAUUUACCCAGCAGUGGCCUGUCACGACUUGUUAUCAUUGGAGAGAAGAGGAUAAGGAUCAUGAAUGUAAAUUACCGGCAGCUAAGGAAUUCUGGACAGUUCAUGGUGUGUGGCCAACAAAGAAGGGUCAUAUCGGUCCCUCUUUCUGCAAUAAAACGGCGAAUUUCGAUAUAAAUCUUUUGUCAGACAUCAAGGAUGAGCUAAAUCACUUUUGGCCCGAUAUUGAUGGUGAAUCGAAGGGUGAUUGGUUGUGGAAACAUGAAUGGCUGAAACAUGGCACAUGCGCCGCUGUUUUAGAGGAACUCAACAAUGAACUGAAAUAUUUCUCACAGGGCAUAACAUGGCGUGAAGGUUUUCAACUUUCGAAAAUUUUGGGUGAUUCUGGCAUACAUCCGGACUCGAACAAUACCGUGGUGGCCAUUCAUGCGGCCCUUGUCAAGGGUUUGGGCAAGAAUCCAUCUAUACAUUGUUUGUACGAUAGUAAAAAAGAUGUCAGCUACUUGGAGGAGAUACGCAUUUGCUUCGAUAAGUCGCUCAAUGCCACAGACUGUGAUGGUGUCAAGCAUGGCAAUGCCGUGUCCAUUGAUUAUCCCGGCGGUACGGUCAUUACCAAUUGUCACAUUUCCAAGCCGGUACAUUAUCCCAGUCUGGUGCCGAAUCGUCGAAGACAAGAGGAAAACAAAUGGAAAUUCCCCAUUGUGAAUUUAUACAAACUUGUACAAUUUAUUAUGUGGUUCACUCUCUAAAUGCCGGUUGUAGGGCUACAAGCCGAAUGACGAAAAGGGAAUUUAAAAACAAAAAAUCAGAGGCAUAUAAUUUAAUUAGAAAAAAAAAAACAAAACAAAACUCAAUAAUUAUUGAACAACAAGUGAAAUGUAUUUUUAUUAUUAGUAAAUUCAAUAUCAAACUCCAGAAAACAAAGUUUUAUUUUUAUAGAAAUUUGAAAAUAAUUAUUAUUGAAAUGAUUAUCAAAUAUAUAUAUUUUUUCAUUUUGUAUUAUUACAAUUAUAUUUAUUAUUAUUGCAAUUUAAAACAAAGGAAUAUCAAUCAAACAAUCACCGUGACCCUCAUACGUAAAUAUACACAUACAUACAUAUAUAGUUUACAACAUUUUUAUUAUACACAUUUCUAUUGAAAAUAUUACUAUUAUUAUUGGUUUGUAAUCUAAAGUAAUUAGACUUGAAUCACGAAUAGAGGUCUGUCUGUCAUUUAUGAGUUUAAAAUUCUGAUUUUUGGGAAAAGAGGACGAAAAACCAAAAUUAACGACGACGAAAAAAAUAUGUGAAAAUUGUUGUAUUGUUUAAAUUAUUUUUAGAAAUCGAAAUAAUAAUAAACUAAUUAUAAAUAAAAUAAUAAAAUAUAAAAAAGAA